UAAGCGACAGCGGAACACGGACAGCGUUCGUGAAAAAAGUGGCGGGGAUUAGAUUGAGCUCGUUUAGGGUCUUGUGUUUGGCUCUGUAGGAGGCGGUCGGGUCUGGUUUAGUCGCCGUGCGGUGAGCGGAGACACAGCGAUGGACAGUGAGGUGCAAAGAGACGGAAGAGUCCUGGAUCUCACGGAUGAUGCGUGGAGGGAGGACCGCUUGCCCUACGAGGACGUUACUAUACCCCUGAGUGAGCUCCCAGAGGCCGAGCAGGACAACGGCGGAUCCACAGAGUCAGUUAAGGAGCAAGAGAUGAAGUGGUCUGACCUGGCGCUGCAGAGUCUUCAUGAGAACACUCCCAAUGCAGGGAACUAGAGAACAUACCGUGCGGCACUUGAACCCAGACACUCCCUGUCCUGCAUGCGCUAGAGAUCGUGGAGCGGCCGUUGAGAUUGGCGCGGAGGGAGUGGCUGUCUGAAUCGUGUCUCGUUGAGUUGUGGCGUGUAUCUGUGAUAUUGGAAGCCUCUUUCAGAAGUUGGCAAAGAACAGCCUGGCAGAAGUGGGUCACUUAUCAAAAGCUACAUUAAAGUUGCGUAAUUUUUCAGCUGUUGUACAUACACCUGAGUUUUUACCCCAUCAGAAUAGCUCUGCAAAGAUUUUAGAUAUAUAUUUGAUAACACAAUAAUGGUUUUCACCAACAAAGGAAGGUGCCCAUUUGAUAACUUCAGUGGAUUACCCUUAUUGGCGAUGUGGUGGAGAUUAAGCCGCUUGGUGAUGUAUGAUGGCAAUGCUGGAUGUUUUUUCUCUGUGGCUUCAUGGUGAAGUCGGUUGGACUGGGUCCUUGUGUACAGUCGUCGUCAUGUGCGCAUGGGGUGUAACGCCUGGUCCUCUGUAUGUUGACUAAUCUCACAGACCAACCCACUAAGUGGAAUGGGCUAAAAUUAGUAAAAAUAAACAAAAACUCAAGGGCUGACAUCAGUUGAACCAGUUACAUCUGAAAUACACGAGUUGUGGUCAUUUCCACUGCAUCGUCAGCACGAGAAGUGGGCUUCAAAAUUAGUUUAUUCAUACAGUUAACAGUUGAAGGAAAGUCAAGGCCCAAGUUUUCAUUGUUGCAGAUUGCUUUAAUAACUGUCUGUGCAACACAUAUAUUCUUACUGUAAUCAAAGGAACAAUUCCUUUAACUUUGUACUGCAGUUUAUAUAUUACUUACAAUGCCUGAAUUCAAAAGACAUGAAUGGCAAUGUACCAAAACCUGCACUUGGGGGAAUGAUUCCCUUGUUUAAUGUCCCUGCCAGUAAGCCUUAAAGGGCAUCGAAACCAAUUCCAUGCAGACCGUUCAUAUGUAGGUUUCUGCUCAGACAUGUUCACUGAACUACUAAAGUGGGCUUAUCUUACAUUUGAAAAGUAAAUAUGAAUAUACUGAAUAUAAAUAUUCACCAUGUACUGUGUACAGAAACAUUUAAAUGCUAAAUUUUCAUGGGAAUUGAAUAGAUUUAAAUAAUACAGAUUGAGUACUGCCAAUUUACUAGUAAUCAGACAGAGAAUGAGUUGGCAUGGAAACCAGCACACACACGGCCUAGCAGGAAUUUAAUUUGACAUCCCUAGUCUAAAAGUUUCAAACAGGAUGUGACAGCACAUUUUAUACAAAAUUCAGUCCACUGUCUAGAUUAUGUGCACUCAUCCAAAGAAGGAUGAGACAGAGAAAAUUUCCUUUGACAUGAAACACAAAUGUUUCAUUUUUCUCCAGUUUGUUCCCCCUCGCAUAGAUGUCAAACGUUGGGUUUUCCAGGUAUUCUUUAGACACAUUUUAAAACCUGAACAUCUGAAAGCGCAGAAUGUAUAUGAAACAUAAGCAAUGAGAAUUGGACCUCCAUGCUCUUUAAAAGACAAUUCCUAAGCCAUUCACUUUGCUUUACCUUGUUACUGCAAGGUCAUUUGAACUUGGAAAUGCUGCACCACAUCACUGACAGAAAAUUCAGGCCAGUAAGUAUAAACAGCACAGACUUAAUUCACUGCUGAUCAAGAACAAUUUCCUCAUUCGUUUGGAAAAUCCCACACAAACAUUUUAUACCUUCCAGUUAUUCAUAGAAAAGAUGUUCUCACAUUUAGCUUAGAACUAGGUAGCUCAUCCAACUGUCUCACUCUGUCAUGGGUUGGGGAACCAUGGGAGUUUUAUACAUAAUUUUGAAUCAUAUUGUGGAUCGAACCAGCAUUAUCAGUCUGAGUAACAUCUGCACAGCAGUCGCUGAGAACUUGAUCUGAAACCACCAUCGGAAACUCAAAAUCUAAUUUGAGUUUGAUGUGGACAAUAUUGACAUGUUUAUCAACUUAAGACAAUGUGUAAGCUCCCCAUGAUGGAAACCUCUAAGCUGUGGGAAAUUUUUAUGACAGAACAUAUCCUUUUUCUGUGCUGCACUGCAGAUUUAGUUAUCUGGUAAAUAAAAUGGUGUAUUAUUAACAAGAUCUAAGAGGAAAAAGAUUUUGAAAUUCAUGGUGCAUUUCUUUGGAUGGCGCAGAAAGAUGCAACUUGUUUUGAAACCAUCUGUCCAUCAAAGUGUACCCCACUUUUUUUUUUUUUUUUUUAAAGCAUCGUCAUCUGAUACGUUAUGUGAUCUAAUCAGGUAAAAAAUAUGGCAUAAAUAAAGCCAUACUGUUCAUGUGUCAUAUUUACAAUUCUUUCCAGAUGUAUUACUGAUGAGAAGUAUGUGAAUAAUUAAACAGAUCAAUCAUUGCUGGCAAAUUAAUUAGAUCUAUAAAUGUAUACCUGAAGAUGGCACUUGUACCAUAAAUGUGUUUACAUUAAGUGUAAACCUUAAAUCUUAAAAGAAUUUGUCUCCACUGUCUAAUAUUAAAGGGCCCUUUUUUGAGAGGAAUGAUUAUAAAUCAGUUUCUUUGAGGAAUAUUUGAUAUUUUAUUCAAUCUUGCAAAAUUUUUCAAGUGCCCUGCAACAAAAAUGACACUGCUGCAAUCAUCAUGUUCUGCUAAAGUUUUUCGGUAUCCCCCCUUCAGUUAAUUAUUCUUUUGUCAUUCUUACAAACACACUGUCACUUUCAGGAAUGCUUGCAGUCAGAACAGUUUCUCUCUAUUGUUUGGUCCUCCUUACUAGCAAUCACCUAAAAAAAACUAAGACAUCCCAUUUUUCCAAUUCAAAAUGUUUGUCUGAACUAUAGUGAACAUACAGGACAAGACAAUUAGAUCAGUAAUGGUACAGAAUGCAGAAUUAUGGCAAAGCACAUUCUGUCUGUAUAAAAGCUUUGUGGACCCCCAACCCGAUGUACAGAAAUAGAGAGCAGUGAACACACUGCCUAGUUGUGACUUGGAGGAGAGCAUGAGCACGAUGACAUAUACAGCUCCUCUCUCGACUUGUAACACCUAGAAAGUACACCAUGUAGAUCAAUGUACACAAAACUGUACUGCGCAAGAUAGUGUACAUGCAUUUCUAAAAUGCAAACCGUAACCCCAUUACCUGCCCCCACCAAAAAAAAAAAAAAAAUCAAUAAUCCCUUAUAACCAGUAGUUCUCCCAUUUCUACGGUUUUACUUUUAUGUACCAUUUGUUGUUAGACACAUAUAUACAUAUAACUCACUUUUUAGUAAGUAACAGCUGUAUGGCAUUUUAGACAAUGGAAGAAAUUAUGGUACAUUCACUUGUGUAAAAAGUCUUUUUUGUAAUUUUCUUUACA
Messenger RNA from Scleropages formosus (Asian bonytongue), 3674 nucleotides. It is a transcript of the gene anapc13, whose product is annotated as anaphase promoting complex subunit 13. The record is from RefSeq and is a predicted model, not a curated record. Gene Ontology annotation, cellular component: anaphase-promoting complex. The transcript has 2 exons. Gene Ontology annotation, biological process: protein K11-linked ubiquitination. Lineage: Eukaryota; Metazoa; Chordata; Actinopteri; Osteoglossiformes; Osteoglossidae. The coding region runs from base 140 to 364 and encodes 74 amino acids.